AUGAAGCAUAUUGUGAAGAUUGUAGCACUACUUGUGGCCGUCUCCUCCUGUUGGAUUGGGUUAUUGCACACCUCUGUGAUUCCAAGUAGUCAUACUUGGUUGCUUCCUAUUUAUUUUGUUGUAUCACUGGGAUGCUAUGGUCUAUUAAUGGUUGGAGUUGGCUUGAUGAAUUUUCCAACUUGCCCUCAAGAAGCACUGCUACUGCAACAGGACAUUGUUGAGGCCAAGGAAUUCCUAAAGCAGAAAGGAGUAGACGUUGUGAUUGGGAACAAAUGGGAUACGUAUCUUGAUCUUCUUGAAGCCAAUUACGCUGAAGGAGAUGCUCUUGAUGCUUUGGGGUUGGUUCGUUAUUGCUGUAGAAGAAUGCUUAUGACUCAUGUUGACCUCAUUGAGAAGCUUCUGAACUACAAUAGGUAUAUUUUAGUCAAUUUGCAAACUCUCCUCAGAGUAGACCCUGCUAGUUUAGUGAACUUUAUUCUCUGGAGAAAAGUGAGGGCAGUUGAGAAGCUUAUGGCAUCGCGAUAG
This is a messenger RNA of Dovyalis caffra, 525 nucleotides long. Lineage: Eukaryota; Viridiplantae; Streptophyta; Magnoliopsida; Malpighiales; Salicaceae. The record is from the annotation of a GenBank genome assembly.